Molecule: messenger RNA, 333 nt
Organism: Rhizophagus irregularis DAOM 181602=DAOM 197198
Lineage: Eukaryota; Fungi; Glomeromycota; Glomeromycetes; Glomerales; Glomeraceae
Source: RefSeq, a predicted model, not a curated record
AUGGAGCAGUGGCAGAAAGUUAUCAUUAAAGAAUACGAAACAAGAUACGGCAAGAGAUAUGAAUCAUUCUCGCAUCUAUUUUAUGAAGCGUAUGACCUUAGCAAAGAAGGUGAUGAUGAAAUUAAAUACAAUCUUUUAGAGAUUGGUGAAGAUUUCGGCGAUGUAACCUUUGAUGAAAUGAGGUGGAUGGUCAUUUACAGAUCGGCUAGAAAUAAGAUUGCGCAUAAAAAAAAGUGGUAUCCGGAUCAUAGAAACUUUCAUAUACAACACAAUGAAGCCCUCGAAUGCAUAAAUUUAGUAACUGGCACCGAUGCACACAUCUUUAUUAGAUGA